AUGUAUGUUAACCAAAAAGGAAAAUUGGUUGAAAAAAAUCGUGCCGAAGAUGUGAUUGAGCGCUGCUUUUAUGCAGUUUUGCAAAAGAACAAAGAAAACGAGGACAUGGAACCACACAUUCGUCAUUUUGUUGAGCAAGGACUGAGCCGAGACAAUCAAUUUGCCUGGCCAAACAACAAUUAUUUCGGCAACAUCAUGAAAUCGUUAUGCCAAAGUUAUACGCGCCAAUUGAAAACGAAUCAAACGACACAUGCAAAGAAGCGGCUGCGAAAUUAUUUGCAAAUGAGAGCUUGGCAGUUUAAUGCAGUGUCAACCGGUUUGAGGUUCGAUAAAAAGGAUGUUGACAAUGCAAUUGAUUGGGCGAUUCGACGCUAUGAUGCCAUUCGAGACACACAUCAGAAUGCACCUCUUAAACGAUACAAAAGAAAGUUGCUGCUUGACAUGGUUCGUGCAAUUGUGGAAGAGGUUGGUGGACUAGCGAAUUAUGACAACAUCAAGCAGUUCUCAAAAGGCAAAUACUGGUUCAAAGCAACUGCAAUGUGGCUUGUCAUGCAAAGCGAAAUCGAUGAGUUUCACAAUUGGGCGCAAGACAACAACGUCACAAUACCGAAGAUCAAAAAUCUGUCUGUUGUUCCAUUGCCAGAUUAUCAGCGAAAGGCAGUGUUCAUGUGCAAUGAUGUUUUCUACAGAAUGUUGGCAGAAGAGAAACUCCUUCCAAAAGUCGAAGGUAAACAAGUUACCGAAACAUUCAUUCGCGAAAACAAAGAACACUUCUGGAACCAAAUAUUCGAUUUUGACAAAAUCAAUCGAAUAUUGAAGAAAAACAAAGAGUUUCAUUAUACUAUUGUUAGCAACGGUGAAUCAGUAUCGGUAUUGUAUAAAUUGUCAAAACAACAUCUUCAACGGUUGCUGGAUGAUGACAUUGUGAGAAAGCGAUACUUGGAUGGAACGUUUGUUUAUGAACUGGGAAUCGAUCCGGGUAUGAAGACAUGGAAUGCGACUGUCCGAAGAACCAUCAGUACUCGCAAAGAAGUCAACUUGAAAACAUCUAGUAAAAAGUACCAUUGGCUCACGAAAUAUAAAAUGCGCGACAAAAAGGCCAAGCGCUGGACGAAGCAGUUCACUUUGGAUGAGCAAAAUGAUCGAAACAAUCGACAGCUGUACCAGCGAAUGCCAUCACCGCUUGGUACACUUUGGACUGAUUACAUUUGCCAUCGGAUAAAAAUGCUCAAGAAAGGAAUGGACGUGUACACUACACCAAAAUAUGCGCGCUUGAAGUUUGACAAGUAUGUUGAGUCCAAUAGUACUAUAGAUAAACUUUGCGGCACUUUGGUUAAUCAUCAAGCAGCUUUGAUUCAUUUGGGCAACGCCGACAUGUCACCAAAUUCGCCAAUACGCAUUAAGAAGCAUGUGCGCUGUCCCGGUACACGCAAACUUUUGAAAGGUUUUCGAAAACGUGGCAAUUGUGUCGUGCGCAAAGUCGAUGAGUAUUUUACAUCACAGACAUGCGCAAAAUAUGGCGGACGAUUCGAUCCAAACACCAAAAGCAACCGUUUCAAAGUUUGUGAAAAUUGUGCACCGGUGCCAAAUUCAAUCAUGGCUAACUUUUUACCAUCGAAAAUCGUGGCACAGCUCAGCAAACGGCGUUUAAAGUAUAACAAAGUUUAUAUUGAAGAGAGUUUGGCGGUAUUUCUGGCUCGAGGUGAAAUGACUGAGCAUGAUUUCGACAUUAUAGCUGAUCGUUUACUGUCUAAGGUGGCCGUGUAUCCAAAAAAAUGGCAAGUAAACGCAGUGAGUGGUGUAUUGGAAUAUGCUGACGUCAAAGUCGAUCAACAACCACAUGCAGUUGAUGAUGAAAAUGCAGCGGAAAUCGAUGGAGAUGUCGCUCAACAACCGUGUGCAGUCGAUGAUGAAUGUGUGACGGAAAUCGAUGACAAGCAACAACCAAUGAUUGUGCAUCAGACAACUUGGGAUCGUGAUAUCGUGGCCGCCAAAUGCAUUCUCAUCAAAGGACAUUGUAACCUGUUUGGAGUGGAUAUCCCGCUAACAUUGCAGAGACCACGUCGACAACAAGCAGUUCAAAAUAAUCAACAGCCUUAA
Molecule: messenger RNA, 2100 nt
Organism: Contarinia nasturtii (swede midge)
Lineage: Eukaryota; Metazoa; Arthropoda; Insecta; Diptera; Cecidomyiidae
Exons: 3
Coding region: 1-2100 (699 amino acids)
Source: RefSeq, a predicted model, not a curated record